GACAAGACUGCAGAGGCCAAUCACUGAAUAAAACCCAUCGUUGAUGUUGCCGGAUUCAUCCACCAACUACUUGCCAUUUGCUCUAUAAAUACAAUUUGAGUAAUCCUCUGCAGGUCCCAGGGCAACAGAGGAGCAACACCACAGUUCUAACCAUGCCUAUCAACUCAUCCCAUGGAUAACACUUACUGCUUGAUAGGUGCUUGAAUGGAUCAGCUGGGUAUAUAAAUGUUGUGUGUGGUGCUGAUUUGUCCAGGGCAAUCCUUCCCACUAUGAGGUAGCCUUCCUGAACUCUUUGGGGGAAAAUAUAGCUGCUCUUUUGUAUAGCGAGUCUAAGUCAUUAAACCAGACUUAGCCAUUGUAAAUAGAUAGAGAUUGAAUAACAUUAGCUAGCCAAGGGGAAACUAAGAGAGGAGACUGGUUCCACCCUCCAGUACCACUCUCAGAAGGUGAUUCAUAAGUCAUGGCUGACCACAACAAGGUAUUACCACAUCCUCUUUUCCUCCGAGAUGUAAAUUGGGAUCCUUUCCGUGAGUGGACACAGCCUAGCCACAUGAUCAUGGAGAAGGACUUUGGCCUCCCUCCUUUCCUGGAUCCAGGCGAUGUGAGCUGGAUAGAUUGGGCUAGGAAUACAUUGGCAUCAUUCUCCUGGCCAGGGUACACACGCUAUCCCCUCUUCAGCCUCAGCACUGUUCUCCCUGCUGCAGUGGCACCCCAGACUUCAGCCAGGCUUCAGAGGCAACUGUCUGAAGGAGUGUCAGAGAUCAGGAGGGGACAGGGCAGUUGGAGGAUCACCCUGGAUGUUAAUUACUUCUCACCAGAGGAGAUGUCAAUCAAAACCAAGGGGGGCUUCCUGGAGAUUGCAGGUCAACAUGACGAAAGGGAAGACGAACAUGGAUCAGUCUCAAGGUGCUUUAUAAGGAAAUACAAGCUGCCCCCUGGUGUGGACUUGCAGCACAUCAGCUCAUCUCUGUCUGGUGAAGGGGUUCUCUUAGUAGAAGCACCUCUACCAGGCUCAGCUACCACCAUCCUCCCCAGUGACAUGGUCAUCCCCAUUCUGAUCAAGCACGAGCAGGAGGGGAAAGAGUGAAUCCAGUUGUCCAGAUGCUGAGAUCCAUCACAAUUAGAUAUAAAGCUUGGGGUAAAGCUUAGAAGCGAAUGACAGUGUUGACAACUUUUGACAAAAAUGUGAUUGUGUAUUAGGUCUUGGUCAUUCAAAAUGACAAACAUAGUGGCUUCUAUUGCUGUUGAAACCUAUAACUUAAUUUACUCUCACUGUAACCACAAGGUUGUCAGGUUUUUCUAUGCAUUUUGGUUAAUCAUGUCCCAUGAUUUAACUAGCAAAAUCAAGAUAAACAGAAAUAACCAAGA
Salmo salar (Atlantic salmon) is the source of this 1368-nucleotide messenger RNA. RefSeq names its product heat shock protein beta-1. Gene Ontology annotation, biological process: negative regulation of apoptotic process; protein refolding; response to heat. Lineage: Eukaryota; Metazoa; Chordata; Actinopteri; Salmoniformes; Salmonidae. The record is from RefSeq and is a predicted model, not a curated record. Gene Ontology annotation, cellular component: nucleus; cytoplasm.